Messenger RNA from Grus americana (Whooping crane), 966 nucleotides. It is a transcript of the gene ANTKMT, whose product is annotated as adenine nucleotide translocase lysine methyltransferase. Gene Ontology annotation, molecular function: protein-lysine N-methyltransferase activity. Bases 1 to 651 code for a protein of 216 amino acids. NCBI's taxonomy places the organism in Eukaryota, Metazoa, Chordata, Aves, Gruiformes, Gruidae. Gene Ontology annotation, cellular component: mitochondrion. The record is from RefSeq and is a predicted model, not a curated record. The transcript has 5 exons. Gene Ontology annotation, biological process: peptidyl-lysine trimethylation; positive regulation of proton-transporting ATP synthase activity, rotational mechanism; regulation of mitochondrial ATP synthesis coupled proton transport.
AUGGAGCCGGAGGAGCCGGAGGAGCCGGCGUGGGCACGGCGCGGGGGGGCUCGGCUGGGCGGGGGGGGGCUGCUGGAGCUGGCGGUGGCCAGCGGGGUGGCCGCCUGGGCUACCUGGGCCGUCCUGCUGAUGCCCGGCUUCCGACGGGUCCCCCUGCGGCUCCAGGUGCCCUACCAGCCCUCCAGCCCCCAGCAAGUGGCCAACGUCCUGGCGCUGCUGCGGGGACGUUCGGGGAAGACGGUGGACCUGGGAUCUGGAGAUGGACGGCUUGUGGUAGAGGCUUAUAAGCAAGGUCUGAGACCAGCCGUUGGCUAUGAGCUCAACCCCUGGCUGCUGUGUCUCUCCAACUACCGGGCCUGGAAGGCUGGGUACCACGGGAAGGUUUCCUUCCUGAAGAAAGAUCUGUGGAAGGUGAAUCUUUCCGAUUGCUACAAUGUGAUCGUGUUCCUGGCCCCCAGCGUGAAACCUCCCCUAGCCACCAAGCUCCUUGCAGAACUCCCCGACGAAGCCCGGGUGGUGGCCGGACGCUUCCCCUUCCCCUCCUGGACCCCCAGCAGCACCCUUGGGCAGGGGCUGGAGCAAGUCUGGGCCUAUGAUAUGAAGGAGGUGCGACGAGUGGCGCAGAGCAGCGCAGAGAGAGGCCCGGUCUAACGACGGCCUCAUUAAGCUUGGCAUUAAGGGUUAGCAGCAGUAGGGGUUGGAGCUUCUCCAGCCCUUGGGCUCAGCUCAGGACAACAGUGAGAGGGAUGCUUGGCCAGGCUUUUUCUCAGGGAGAUGCAGGGUGGUGGUCCCUCCAAAGAGUGGGCAGCUUGGGGGAAGCAAGGGAGGGGGGAGAAAAAAAAUAAAAAUCAGACCUAGAAAUCCUGGAAUUAUCAGAGAAUUUAAGGGCUAAAUCUCCAGUGCCUCUUUCUGUACAUUUGUUACUUUAUUUCUAGUUAAUUUUUCAAAAUAAACAUUUGGACUGUU